UAUUUCCUGAGUGUACUUUUAACGACCUUCGAUUAUGACCUCUAAAGUUAUGUAGGUAGUCAAUAGGAAAUUUGUACGCAUGCGUAAAGUACAUUCUAUUUUGUCAAAUUGUGUUUGGCGCGCUGAUAAGCACGAGCUCUUGAUCACAAUGAAACAAUUUUUUUUAGUCGCACGACAGAUAGCAUACAUUCUUCACGUAUCAGUUUGUAUCAUUUAUGUCUUUACUUGCAACGAAAAUGUCUAGUGAUGAUUUGAUUUGUAGUAGAAAAAUGGCACGACAAAACGGAAUUGUCCAACCUUUACUCACUGAUCUCUAUCAGAUCACCAUGGCAUAUGCUUACUGGAAGUCUGGUAAAGUUAAUGAUGUUGCAGUUUUUGAUUUAUUUUUCCGUACAAAUCCUUUUCAAGGCGAAUUUACAAUAUUUGCUGGACUUGAAGAGUGUCUUAAAUUCUUAGAAAACUUUCAUUAUUCUGAUAGUGAUAUAGAAUAUUUAAAGCAGACAUUGCCAGAAAAUAUAGAACCAGAGUUUUUUGCAUAUUUAAAGGAUCUAACAUGCAAGGAUAUUAAACUGAGUGCAAUUGAAGAAGGAUCAGUCGUAUUUCCAAGAGUACCGUUGCUGAGAGUUGAAGGACCCCUGAUAAUCGCACAAUUACUAGAGACAACCCUAUUGACCCUGGUUAACUUUGCAAGUUUAAUGGCAACGAAUGCUGCGCGAUAUCGUAUGGUGGCUGGAAAACAUGUGUCUUUGUUGGAGUUCGGUUUACGAAGGGCGCAAGGACCAGACGGAGGUUUAUCUGCAUCCAAAUAUGCAUACAUAGGUGGUUUUGAUGGCACAAGUAAUGUGUUAGCUGGGAAAAUGUUCAACAUACCAGUGAAGGGGACUCACGCGCACUCGUUUGUGACGUCGUUCAGCACGUUAGACGACGUCAGUUCCGCGACGUUGAGUCACGCGGAGACACGGGCGCCGUGCAACUUGCUACAGCUGGCAUCAGAGUGGCGCAAGAAAGUCUCCUCCAUCAUAGACAUAUCCCCGGAAGAGGCGAGCGACGGCGAACUGGCCGCCCUAAUAUCAUAUGCCAUUGCAUUCCCGUCAGGUUUCAUGGCUCUAGUGGAUACGUACGAUGUCAAGAGGUAUAAUUUUCAAGGCUUACCAUCACGACACAGGCAGCGUAUCAAUGGGCAUUCUGGCUACAAUAGCAACUGUGGACCCAAUGGUCCUAGAAUACAAAUAUCACCGAGUAUAGAUAGUACAUAUGGAUAUAGCACGGUCGAACGCACACUGAGGAGUGGUUUGCUGAACUUCUGCGCGGUGGCUUUAGCGUUGAACGAUUGUGGCUAUAGGGCUUUGGGAAUACGUAUAGACAGCGGAGACCUCGCAUAUCUCUCGGUACUAGCUAGGGAGACGUUUGAUCAGAUCGCCAGGGAGUUCCAGUUGCCGUGGUUCUCUAAACUAACUAUUGUCGCCUCCAAUGACAUCAACGAGGAAACCAUUCUAAGUUUAAACGAACAGGGUCACAAGAUCGACAGCUUCGGAAUUGGAACACAUUUAGUCACGUGUCAACGGCAGCCAGCUUUGGGAUGCGUUUACAAAUUAGUGGAAAUAAACAGUCAGCCACGCAUCAAGCUGAGUCAAGAUGUUGGUAAAGUCACCAUUCCUGGCCAUAAAGAGGCUUACAGAUUAUUUGGAGCGGACGGGCAUGCCCUCAUAGAUCUACUGCAGAGGUCUUCGGAGCCACCACCAGAAGUUGGCCAGAAGGUGCUAUGCAGGCAUCCAUUCCAGGAGUCGAAGAGGGCUUACGUCAUUCCCAGCAAAGUGGAACAUUUAUAUAAGAUGUAUUGGUCAGACGGUCAUAUUUGUAUUAAACCAAAGCCAUUGUUGGAAGUGCGGGAACGAGUGCAGUCGUCACUACGUACUCUCCGACAAGACAUCAAGAGGAAUUUGAAUCCUACGCCUUAUAAGGUGGCAGUUAGCGACAACCUUUAUAAUUUCAUACACGAUUUGUGGCUACAGAAUGCGCCCAUUGGAGAGUUAUCGUGAAAGUUGUAAUUCUGUUAAGUUCUAUUGAAAAUGAGCUUUAAUAAUAAAGAUCCAGUUGAAAUCAUGGCAAUGUAUGUUUUGAGAACAUACUAAAUAAUAUUGUAACUGCGAUAUAUAAUGUAGUAAGUAAUAUAAUAUAUUGACUAUAGUACAUGCACAAUUUGUUUGUGAUAUCGUCUAUAAUAAAAUGAUUUUCAACUCAUGGGUUAGGGGAUCACUUUUUGUUAUUUAACUCUAUAGUUUCUAGCUAGGUUAUCAGUUUGUUAACAUACUUUGCUGGUAUAUUCAGAAUUUUAAAGACAUUAUUUUAUUUUGUACUAAGUUUAUAAAUAUAAUUUCCUGUUAAGUAUCAUAUAUUGGUUAUUCAGUACCAUUAUUUCAAACAUUUUUAUCAUAAUUAUCAUUUAUGGCCAUUGUUAUAAAGAAAUAUCGCCAUUUAAAAGUAAUUAUUGCAUGAACAGACAAAACUAUAAUUUUUAUUAUGAUUAAUUUCUUUAGUUCAGAUUUCACCAAGUAUACUUGAAAUUGAAGAUUAAUAAGGUCAUUCAUUAUAUACCAUAUUCACGAUAGUUCUGUUUUGGCAAUAAAAUAAAAAUGAAACAAAUUUAAAAGUGUUCACACCUCAUUAAAGAAUCCUCUAAGAGAAUGUUACGCAAAUAUUAUUUUCAUUAUAUUGUAAGCAUAUAACACACACGCGAUUUCUAAUUUGAUUUAUCUAGUAUAUUAAGAGAAAAAUAUAGUACAUUCAUACAUCGUACUAGUCAAAUUCAUAAAAAAUAACAGGAGUGCGUAUAUAUGAAAAAAAAAAUACAUAACUUACCCAUAGACAAGUGAAUUUGCAUUCCAUCUUUUGACAUAAGAUUUAACCAAAGGAUCAAUUACGAUUUUAUUAAAGUGGAGACUUUAUUACAAGGCACGUAUUUACAUAAAUUCCUAGCCAUAGAUCUAAGUUAUGUAAGUUCUUAAAUAUAUACCUAUAUAUAAUAAUUAAAUUUAUAUCUUAUGGCUCAUUCACGAAUCAAUGGAUAAAUAUACUUAGUAAAUUGUAGAGGGAUAUUGGGAACUGUAAAAAUAGUGUAUUUAUUGAUAAAAUAGUGCAGUUAGUUUUUUUUUUAUUUGCCUUUUUUAAUUGUAGAGAUUUUUAUUAAGGUAUAGUGGGUGUGUUGUCCGCUUUGUGAGUCCAAUUCGGGCAAUUAUUUUGUAUCAAAUAUUAAAGUGUAUAUUUUAAAUAUAUAUAUCCUUGAUAAUUAUACAUAAUGGUAAGGAUAAAUAUAAUAUAUUUAUAUGCAAUAGUUGUGGAUAAGAUUUACAAAAAUUGUACGCAUCACAAAUUGUUAAGCCAUUGGCAUCGUUGCAGCGACAAUAACGCCUUGUAUGAUCUUAAGAUUAAAUAUAUUUAAAUAAAACCAUUAUAAGAUUUAUAAUCGUCUGCAAUUUAAAUGUAUCUAGCAUUUAGAGGAAGGUACAAAUAAGGUAUAAUUGUAAACUCUGCACACUGUAUUUUUUUUUUCAUUCAAAAUAAUUAUAAGAAUGAGCUUUUCAUAUUGUAAUAUGAUUUCUAGAAUAAUUAUUCGAUAUCAAUAAUUCCCAAGAUUAAUCAUAAAUAAAUGAACCAACAAGAUUUGCACGAAUUUAUUUAUUAUUCACGUACAUGUUUACGUACAUAAUUGUUGAACACUAUGCUGUUUGUUUAGCUCAUUCAUUAAGUAAAUUAAAAUAAAUUUCUUGUUAAAAAUUAUAUUAAAAUUAGUUUCACAUUGUGUCUGUAAUGACACAAUGAUGAAGGCUUCAAACAUAAAAACUUUGUCUUUCGUAUCGAGAUUUAAAAGCUUACGUAUUUAAAAUUAUUACUCAUUUAAAUAUUAUAAAGUCCAUGGAAUUAGGUUGUUGACAUAAUUUUAUUUUUUGCGUCUGUGGUUAUUUAUACGUAUUCUCUAUUGGAUAUGGAUUGAUAUGGUGUGAGAGGCACGAAGACCAAAGAAAAAAUGGAUAAAUGGAAUUAAUUGUUAAAUUGGCAAGACAACAGAGAGGGGUGAUUGCUAAAUAUUUUGGAGAUAUUUUAGUCGAUUUUUUAUUAUAUAUUUCAUUUUUUAAUAUAUAUAUGUUAUAAAUAUUUACUUUUUUCAUGUGCUUCAUUUAAGUUUUGACUGAUUAACCCAUUAUGAUGAGCAAAAAGUAUCUACUCACUAUGAAAUCAUAAAACUUUUCUACAGUGCAUCCAUUGCAUACAGGAGACACUUUCAAAUAUUCUUCAAUUUUGAAUUUGGAAACUUAAAAUGUUGUAUUCUGACUUCUGGUUUAUUUAUAUUAAUAAUACUAUCCAAUUAUUAAGAUAAGAACUGUCGGGUCAAAUUAUUUAUGGAUAAACAAGUUAUUUGUUUAAUUUUACUUUUAUAUUAUACCGAGUACAUAUGAAGAAACAAAAGAAUUGCAUUAAUAUAUUUCUUUGGUGUUAGUGAAAUUGUUUUCUUUUUGUUACAAUUAUCUCAACUAGUUUAUUGUUGUACUUGUUAAAAGUACAUGAUAUAUUGCAAAUACUUUGGAAAUAAAAAUAGAUUGUAUGUUAAUGUAGGUAUAGAUAUAUAUAUAAUAUAUUAGUUAGGUACGAUAAAAUGUUUUUUUAAAUUACACUAUUGGUACAAAGCAAAAUAAAUAAGGAUAUUUUCGGCAUAUAUUGUUAUAUUUACUUAUUAAAAUUAUGCCGUUUAUAAAAGAAUUCUCUGCAAUCCUCUGUGUUAAUUUCUAAACUAAAAACUUAAAACUGAAAAAUGUUAACUCUGGUGUACAUAAUGUUGUAAACUCAAUGUAACUACCAUAAUAUCUAUCAUUUCAGCCGUUAACUGUCCAUUGCUGAACAUAAGCCUUUCCCAUAAGUGGAGUUUUGUCAGUAGUUGCUACACUUAGUAGGCGUCUUGGCAACCUCAAUUAGGUUCUGGAGAGAUAUUUUAAGAGGAACGCUGUUGCCCAAUCCUCUACCAUUAAGUACCUUUAGUCGCCUCUUACGAUAUUCACGGGUUGGACAGGGAUGGCCUAUUCUAUAUAUAUUUAUCUUAUAUAAUAUCUAUACUAGUGUAUAAUACUUGUUACUAAUGUAUAAUAUUUGUUGUAAAAAUUGAGGAUUGCAGCGGUUUCUUUAUUUUUGAGAUAGAUAAGUACUUAUUUAUUUGUAACAAAAACGAAUGUUCAUUACCUAUGUGCCUAAUUCAAAAUCAAUAUAACGGCAUAUUAUUAUGCCAUGUGUAUGAUGCCAUGUUCUUUCGUGCACAUCCUAGUCGUCUUGGAAUCGCUAAGAGUCUUUAUACGAAUGUUUAAAUAAAUUUAUAUUUAAAAUUAAUAAUGAUAGUAAAUGCACCGGCCUACAUUGAUGACUAAAACAUACUUGUAUUUAACGUAAAAAGUAACUAGCUAUACUUAAAUAGAAUAUUCAAAUGCACAUUGUAUCAUCUUACCAAUUUUAAUUUUACUUUUAGAUGGAAAAUUUGGAACUUAGAAAAAUAAAUAAAAUAACUUUUUUA
This is a messenger RNA of Galleria mellonella (greater wax moth), 5554 nucleotides long. It is a transcript of the gene Naprt, whose product is annotated as nicotinate phosphoribosyltransferase. Gene Ontology annotation, molecular function: nicotinate phosphoribosyltransferase activity. Gene Ontology annotation, biological process: NAD+ biosynthetic process. Bases 216 to 2039 code for a protein of 607 amino acids. The record is from RefSeq and is a predicted model, not a curated record. The transcript has 11 exons. NCBI's taxonomy places the organism in Eukaryota, Metazoa, Arthropoda, Insecta, Lepidoptera, Pyralidae.